AUUCUUAUGAGUGUGGUGACAUGAGCCCCAAAAGUGACUUGAACACCGAUAGCGAAAGAGAACUGGUCCCCUGUUUUUAUUGUAAUAAUGAAAGAUAUAUGCAAAAGCUUGCUAUCAAAAGCCAAGACACUGUACGAAGAGGAAGACCUCCGAAAACUGAUGCUAAAUGUAGAAACCGUCAAGGUACAGGACUAGGAAAAUUGUGGGAGUUCAUUCGUGAUCUUCUUCUCAAUCCAAACUACAAUCCGGCUUACAUUCGAUGGGAACGGCAAGAGGAAGGAGUUUUUAAAUUUGUUCAAUCUAAGAAAAUUGCCAAGUUGUGGGGUGACCGAAAUCAGAACACGAAGAUGACUUACGAAAAGUUAAGCAGAGCUAUGAGGUAUCAUUACAAGAGACAAGUUCUGUUACCAGUAUUAGGAAGAAGGCUGGUUUACAAGUUUGGACCAAAUGCAACAGGCUGGAAGCCAAAAUAAUUGGAUUCGUUGUUUUAACUUCCC
This is a messenger RNA of Limulus polyphemus (Atlantic horseshoe crab), 497 nucleotides long. Its product is annotated as ETS homologous factor-like. The transcript has 4 exons. Gene Ontology annotation, molecular function: sequence-specific DNA binding; DNA-binding transcription factor activity, RNA polymerase II-specific. Gene Ontology annotation, cellular component: nucleus. NCBI's taxonomy places the organism in Eukaryota, Metazoa, Arthropoda, Merostomata, Xiphosura, Limulidae. The record is from RefSeq and is a predicted model, not a curated record. The annotation marks the transcript as partial. Gene Ontology annotation, biological process: cell differentiation; regulation of transcription by RNA polymerase II.